Rotaria sordida is the source of this 1785-nucleotide messenger RNA. The record is from the annotation of a GenBank genome assembly. Lineage: Eukaryota; Metazoa; Rotifera; Eurotatoria; Philodinida; Philodinidae.
AUGACGACUGCUGUGCAUGAUCAAGUUCAGAAAAAUCGUCAAAAUGCAUCAGAAUUAAAUUCACUUACUCAUAUAACACAACUUAAUUAUGAUGAUCAUUGGGAAGAAAUCGAAAUUCAUCUUAAAAGAGGAAAGAUACCAGCAAAACAAAAAAAUAAAAUUAUUAAAUUUUUAAUUUUAUUUAAGUCAUCUGGUCCUUAUUUGGGAUUUUCAAUUGGUGGUGGAAGUGAUAUUUUUCGUAUUAAUGGUUCUAGAGCUAUUGUUGUUACACGUAUUACUGCAGGUGGCCUUACUGAUCGUGACCAACAAUUAAAACUUCAUGAUAUUAUUUUACGCGUUAAUAAUAUCAAUUUUACUAAUAUUAAACAUCGAACAGCUGUUGAUAUCCUUCGAGCAGCUGAUAAUCAUGUUAACUUAUUAAUUCGUCGAUUAUUGCCACCUAUUCAGGAAAAAAUUUACAUAAAAAUACCACCCGGUACAAAUUUAGGUCUGCUAAUAGUAGGUGGCAUUGAUCAUGAAUAUAUUGAAGGGGAUCCAGGAAUAUUUAUCAUAAAUAUCAUUCCAGGAACAGUCGCUCAUGCAAAUGGACGAUUAAAAGUUGGUGAUCGUCUUAUGUAUAUACAAUCAUCAAAAAAUACAUUUGAUUUAACAUAUGUUUGGAAUGAACAAGCUGUUGAAUUAAUUCGACGUGCAUGCAAUGAAAGUGAAACAAUAACUUUAUUAGUUGGCCACCCAACAUAUUUAGAUGGUGCAAGGAAUGUCCAGAUGGAACCAACGACACGACGAAAAAUAAAAAGCUCGGUAAAACGAACAGAAGCAAUUACAGAAACUGUGAAGGAUAAUCCAGUUAAAAGGAGAAUUGUUGCUGAUAUUAAUAAUGGAAGUGGAAAUGCGAAAAAUAAUAAAGGUGAUGAUUAUGAUGAUGACCUAGGUAGAUCACGUAUAAGACACAAAUGUGAAGACACUAUUGUAACUGAUCUGAGAGGAAAAUUUGAUAAUGUUAUCGGAUUAAAGCAAGCCAAAGAAGCAUUGAAAGAAGCUAUUAUUUUGCCAGUUAUAUUUCCACAUUUUUUUCAAAAUAAACGUACACCAUGGACUAGUAUUUUACUCUAUGGACCUACUGGUACUGGUAAAUCAUAUUUAGCUAAAGCUAUUGACGCUGAAUGUAAAAGUCCAUUUAUUUCGGUGAGUUCAUUGGAUCUUUUUUCGGAGUGGCCCGACAAAAGUGAAAGAAAUGUGAAAGCUUUAUUUGAACAUGCUCGUGAACGACAACCCUAUAUUGUAUUUAUUGAUCAUAUUGAUGCUUUAUGCGGAAAGCGUAAUGAUACAGAAUCUGAAUCAUCAAGACGUAUCAAAAAAGAAUUUCUUGCUCAAAUGCAAAGUAUUAGAAAAGAUAAUCCAAGUGUUCUUGUACUUGCUGCUACCAAUAUUCCUUGGGCAUUGGAUACAACUAUACUACGAAGCUAUUCUGGUGCUGAUAUUAAUGUUGUUUGUCGAGAAGCUUUAUUAAGACCUAUUCGACGACUUCGUUCAGCAACUCAUUUCAAAAAGAUACGAAAUCCAAAGGCUUAUGGUCCUCGGCACCUUUGGCUUGUUUGUUCACCUGAAGAUCUAGCUGCUGAAGAGAUUACAUUAGAUAAAAUAAAAAGCGAGGACUUAUGCGAACCUCCAGUAACCAUGAAAGAUAUGAUAGCUGCUCUUGCUACACAGAAACCAACAGUAGGCAAAUAUGAAAUAUUAACAUACGAAAGAUUUACUCAACAGAUUAAUCAACAAGGUUCAUAA